Messenger RNA from Aedes aegypti (yellow fever mosquito), 342 nucleotides. RefSeq names its product histone H1-I-like. The record is from RefSeq and is a predicted model, not a curated record. The transcript is spliced from 2 exons. Lineage: Eukaryota; Metazoa; Arthropoda; Insecta; Diptera; Culicidae. Bases 1 to 342 code for a protein of 113 amino acids.
AUGGGCAAACCCGGCCCCUCCGGGACGCAAAAGCGUCGAGCAGACGCCACCGUGGAAGAAAACGUGAGCAAGCGCGUGCUCAAAACCAACCGGUUCGCAGUCCUCGCGGAAAGCGUGGAAAAAAAGGAACGAUGUCCGCCGUUCUAUACCAAGGGCUUUCCGGAAGAGCUCUACUCGAAGCUGGACUACUACGUCAAGCAAGGCCUGCAAAAGGCUGCUGCUCCGAAGCAGAAGGCCACCAAACCUUCCAAGACCGCCGCCAAGAAGCCCAAGACCCCAAAACCGAAGAAGGCUGCCCCAGCCAAGAAAGCUGCCGCGAAGAAGACCGCUGCCAAGAAGUAA